AUGUCGAUGAAUUCCGAGCCUAGCAGUGUCUUUGCGAACGUAGGUGAUACGGCCGGCAAAACGUACAUGUUGCAUUUUUUACCUAACUUCAUAGUGGCAUUUAAUACGGUGUCAGUGAUACUCAACUGUAGCGUCAUCCUCAAGGCCGUUUAUCAUUAUGACGAAACGUCCAACGCGACGCGGCCGUAUCUCAUGAUGAUGCAUCUUCCAUUCGUCCAUAAUCAACCCGUGUAUCUAAUCGUGAUAUUACUGCAAUUUUCUUAUCUGUUGGUCCUCACCGCCGCGGCCACCACCAUUAAUUCGGUUCUUAUUAUUUUAGUGCAGUACUUAAGCGGCCAGAUCGAUGUCAUUUGUAAAUCCUUGAUGCAGAUGUCGCAGAGACAGAACGAACGCAUGGCGAACGUAACGAUGGUGAAGGAGAUAAUUAGGAAACAUCAGAAUGUCAUUACCUUCUCGGAAAAUAUCGAGUCAUUGUACACAUACAUCGCACUGAUAUUACUCCUGCUCAAUACCUUAAUCAUCUGCGGUUUGGGUUUCAUACUCGUCACAUCCAUGGGAUCGCCUAAUUCCACUAAGAUGUUGAUAAAAAAUCUCUUGUUUUAUUGCGCAAUUAACAUGGAGACCUUCGUGUUUUGCUUCGCCGGGGAAUAUAUUAGCGCCAAGAGCAAAGAAAUCGGCGAGGCUGCGUACAGUUCGCCCUGGUAUCAAUCCAAGUUUCACGGUAGCGCCGUUUUAUUUUUGAUAAUGAGAUCGCAGAAUCAGUUGACGAUCACAAUGGGAAAGUUCUUGGAUCUUUCGCUGGAACGAUUCUCAACUAUUGUAAAAGCUUCAGCAUCCUAUUUGUCGGUCUUGCUGGCGUUGUAUUGA
This is a messenger RNA of Dinoponera quadriceps, 867 nucleotides long. RefSeq names its product odorant receptor 4-like. Gene Ontology annotation, molecular function: olfactory receptor activity; odorant binding. Bases 1 to 867 code for a protein of 288 amino acids. Gene Ontology annotation, cellular component: plasma membrane. The transcript has 5 exons. The record is from RefSeq and is a predicted model, not a curated record. NCBI's taxonomy places the organism in Eukaryota, Metazoa, Arthropoda, Insecta, Hymenoptera, Formicidae. Gene Ontology annotation, biological process: detection of chemical stimulus involved in sensory perception of smell; sensory perception of smell.